UCACACAUCUUCUGCAUGCUGAGAUGGGGGAGCCCUAUCUUUAAAGACCUGAAUCAGGUGCCCAAAGUAGCACUGCAAACUGUAGUGCAGGCUGGCUGGGCUCUCUGUCUCUUCUGUCACUGGUCUGUAAAGUCACUUUCCCUCCCCAGUCUAUAUAUGUGUGCAAGCAGAGUGAAGGACAAUGUUCUUUCUGCCUCGCAGAUCUGCUCUGCAAACAGAGCUGCAUCCAUGGGCUUUUUACACGUGCAUGAAGUCCCCUGCCCGCACUCUAACAUUGCAUGGGAUUACAGGUCUUCCUAGCUUGCAUCUCUCCCUGCUAAAUUGCUAACUUUGACAGAGAGCUAACUCUAUGCUACUAAGUGUGCUCUGACAAAAUGUUCUGAUAUAAAACAGCAUCAAAGUGUUUGGAAUGCUGCUGGAUUUUCCCCCUGCACAGGAUAUAAAAGAAAAGAGAGAUUUUUAGCCCUGUAAGAUUAAACAAUCAUCAUGGCUUUAAGGGCUUAAUCUGCUGGCAUGCAUGCUGCUGGCUUAUAAAUCUCUGAGUGUAAUUGGAUGCAGCAUCGCAUUCGGUUGUGUGGGCUUCUCCAGGGCUUUCUGUUUGUUUGUUCAUUUAUAGCAGGCUGCAGAGCAGCAGCAUUCUUCCCCUUGAGAGGCUCUUGGCCAUGGAGCCGUAAAGCUGUGCCCCCAGCCAGGAUUUCGGCAGCACCUCGCUGGAUCCCACUACCCAGGGAGGGAAGGGGGGGGCUGGCUGCAUGAAUUCGGGCUAUUGUUCCAGGCGCACAUCUGCCUUCAGAAAUAGCACGGCACAGGCCGUUACUUAUUCAGAUGCAGAAGCUCCUUCCAUCCCACAAGCCGGCCCAUUCGAGUCACAUGCCAGAGGUCUCAGCAGAAUGGGCUGCAGCUGCUUCAAAUCUGCUGUCUAACAUCAGAAGCAGUUGGACAAACUGUGCUGCGCUGACGGCAGUGAGCCUGCCGGGUGCCGGGGAAGACAGGGAAAAGAUCUGGGACCCGAGUGCGAUGUUCUCGGAGGAUCUGUGGCUGGAAAAUGAGAAAAGCUGUGCUGUCGUCCACAAGUCGAAGCGGGGAAGGAAGCGCCAAGAGCUCCUGGCCGUGGCCCUGGGGGUGAAGGUGGGAGUGAAGGGGGCACUCCUGUGGCAACCUCUGAAACUCUUUGCCUAUUCGCAGAUCACCUCCUUGGUCCGAAGAGCAGCCUUAACUCAAAACGACAACCAUUUCAACUAUGAAAAAGCACACAAUUUUAAGGUCCACACGUUUCGAGGUCCACACUGGUGUGAAUACUGUGCCAACUUCAUGUGGGGUCUCAUCGCUCAGGGAGUAAGGUGUUCAGACUGUGGGUUGAACGUACACAAACAGUGCUCCAAGUACGUGCCCAACGACUGUCAGCCCGACCUCAAGAGGAUAAAGCGUGUCUACUGCUGUGAUCUGACCACACUGGUGAAAGCCCAUAAUACCCAGAGGCCAAUGGUGGUGGAUUCCUGCAUUCGAGAGAUUGAAGCAAGAGGUUUGAAGUCGGAGGGCCUCUACAGAGUCUCAGGCUUCACUGAGCACAUUGAAGAUGUGAAAAUGGCCUUUGAUCGAGAUGGUGACAAGGCUGAUAUUUCUGCCAGUAUUUAUCCAGACAUAAACAUUAUUGCUGGAGCACUGAAGCUGUAUUUCAGAGACUUACCAAUUCCUGUGAUCACCUAUGACACCUAUUCCAAGUUCAUAGAGGCAGCAAAAAUCUCCAAUCCUGAUGAACGACUAGAAGCAAUACAUGAAGUGUUGAUGUUACUCCCUGCUGCUCACUAUGAGACACUUAGAUACCUAAUGAUUCAUCUCAAAAAGGUUACUUUGCAUGAAAAGGAGAAUUUUAUGAAUGCUGAAAACCUGGGAAUAGUGUUUGGGCCUACUUUAAUGAGACCUCCAGAGGACAGUACCUUGGCUACUCUGAAUGACAUGCGGUACCAGAAGCUAAUUGUGCAAAUUUUAAUAGAAAAUGAAGAUGUUCUCUUUUAGACAAAUAUGGGCACAUCUUCAAAACCACUUGUUUUAAAAUGAUUAGUUUGAAGGGAAAACAACAUUUCUUUAAUUUUUUUUUUUUUUUUAAAUAAAGGAGAACUUCCUUGGCUGCACUUCAAUUUCUGCAAAGCUGCAGAUGGAUGCCAAAAUGUUUAGGGAAAGCCUGUGUCUCAUAGACAUAUGCCUCUUUGUAGAAGGGGGAAAAAAAGGUCAGAAAAAAUCCUCUCACCUUGUAUCUUUUGCCUUGCCUCGGGUGUAUAUUUGUUUUGAGAAGCUGCAAGCAAUUUUAUUGUUAACUUAUUAAGAAACACAAAACGUAUUUUAAUAUGGCUAGAGAAGCAAAAAGGUACUUAAUCAGCAUUAUUUGUAUACAGCUAUACAUUUCCCUCUCCAUAAGACAUAAUUAUAUAUGUCAAUUGUGAAACAAAACCUAUAUUAUAAAGAUAUUUUUACUUUAUCUAGCUGAAAGAAUGGCAUUUUAUUUUAGCAAACUACAAAUCAAUGCGGUGCAUUGAUUGUUUUCCACAUAAUUCUUUCCUGCAUUUUUGCUAUGAUAUAUUGAAAACAAUUACCACGAAUGCAGUAUUAUCCUGACAUACCUCUUUCAUGGCAAAUGUUUUAAAGGAGAAUCUUCUUUUUCUUGUGUGUAUUCCAACUUUCCUUAGGUUUCUUUGCAUUUAGGCACUAGCAUUCCAAGACUGUGUAGUACACUUUUAACCAUUUUGUAUUUCUCAAAACAUACAGUAUUUUCUCUUUUUUGUUUUGGUUUUUUUUUUAAUCCCAUAUUAAAUAUGAUAUUGAGAAUUUUCAAAAGUUCUGGUGGUAGUAUCAGUUUCACAUGCCAGAUAUUUUUUAAAUUAUUAUUUCAUUAAUAUGUAAGUUAAGUGAUGCUGGGACACUGGAUAUUUUCUGGCCUUGUUGAAAAGUCAGCACUUUUUUGCGUUAAAUAUGAAGGAUUUGGUUUUUCUGUAAAAAUCAAGCUAUGUUUUGUCAUGUUUCUGUAUUUAUAAGUGUACAGUAAAUCUCCUGAAAAUGUAGGAUAUUUCUCUUGAAUGUGUUCCAGAUGGUUUGUUGUUUGUCUUUGUUUUUUUAAAAAGAGGACAAAAAAACACAAGAAUAUGGAAAUGUGGAAGUCGGUAAUUUUAAUUAUUACCAAAUUUUAAUAUUUUUCUCCCCUCACAGACAUUGACUACAGAGUUCAUAGUCUAACUGCAACUUAUCCCUAAUGUUAAAACUGUUGCUCAGCAUGAGAUGUUUCUGCAAGUAUAGAAAAUCAGCAUACUUUACUACCAAACUCAAUUUUCAAUACAAAAGAAAAUAUAAUAAUCCCUCAUCCUGAUCGUUUGUAUGAUAUGGUGGGUUACUCAGUUUCCUGAAUUAUUUCAGGGAGCACAUGUUUCUAUUCAAAUUGAAAAAAAAAAUACAUGUAACUAUGAUAAUGAAGGAAAGUGGAGGGUAUUAUUGUAAAUUUGUUGUCUUCUAGAGAAAUAACUAAGGGCUAGAUAGAUUAACCCAGAUUGCAGAGCAAAUGCUAAAUAGUCUGAGUUCCCAAUACUUCUAUAGAUCCUCCUGACUUGUACAGGACUAUUCGUUGUAGGUUAUGUACUACUUAAUACUGUCAUAAAAAUGAUCUGGAAAUGGUUUUAUUUUGUGAAGUGAAAUAUGCUUUGUAAUUUAUGAUAGUGUAAAUGGAAGGAAAAUCCCAUUAAAUGUGUUAAAGAGUU
Messenger RNA from Centrocercus urophasianus (Greater sage-grouse), 3743 nucleotides. It is a transcript of the gene CHN2, whose product is annotated as chimerin 2. Bases 826 to 2016 code for a protein of 396 amino acids. NCBI's taxonomy places the organism in Eukaryota, Metazoa, Chordata, Aves, Galliformes, Phasianidae. The record is from RefSeq and is a predicted model, not a curated record. Gene Ontology annotation, molecular function: GTPase activator activity. The transcript is spliced from 7 exons. Gene Ontology annotation, biological process: signal transduction; positive regulation of GTPase activity.